AUGCUCAGUCUCAAUGCUACCACAAUAUGGAGCAUGAAUGGGUUGUUUCCUACGUUAAAACACAAUAAUAUCUGGGAUCUACAUGCAAAGACUUGUGCAGACGACUUGUGCAGUAAGAGACUCGAGGGAACAUUGUUGAUUGUAGGACGAGAUAGGACUGUAAGCCAUCUGGAGACUGACAGGGGGAGCGAGAACCACACAGAUGUGAGUAACUCAAGUAUAUUAUCCGGCAUCAACUCUGUAAUACUGGAGCGGAUGUCAGAAUUGAUCAGAAGCAACUCGGGAACUACCCAGGUCUGGAGGACUCUGAUGACGUACCACAACAUGAUGAUAGCCUCGGAACAUAUCCUGCUGUUGGCCCUCCAUCAGGUCUCUAGCCUCGCACCAGGCCACUCUAAACACGACACAGCAGCCAGACAAUAUCUGUUCUCUGCCAGGCUCUUCUGCCAUUUUGACCCAGACUUCUACCAGAUGUACGUCAGAUUCUACUCCGCCCAGCAGAUCGCGAGCAACAAAUCAUCGCCACACUCGCAAAUGGACAGAUCAGAUUUUGAAGAAGCAAUUCGUAUUUUAGAGAAUACGACCGAGUUUGUGAACCUAAUAAAAAACUACCAGAACCAUCUCAUAGCUAACAUUAGCCUGCAGGUGUCCAAGUGGCGUUCCGCCAGUUUUCGGGACCGGACGCUGACGGUUUCCCUCCUCUCUGUGAUCCUCCUGGUGUCUGUGAUUAUCGUCUUGUUGGUGGUUCACGCUACCCACACUAUACAGACGUAUGCCAACACCCUGGUCCGCCGCACCGUCCAACUGCGAACGGAGAAGCGGAAGAGCGACUGUCUUCUCAGCCAGAUGCUGCCCCUGCCUGUUAUACGGCAACUGAAGCAACACAAGCAAGUUGUAGCUGAGAACUUCGAGAGUGUGACGGUGUACUUCAGUGACAUAGUAGGCUUCACGAGGAUCUCUGCCAAGAGCUCCCCUAUGGAGGUGGUCAACAUGCUCAACAAUCUGUACCGCCUUUUUGACUCCCGCAUCCAAAAGUACGACGUCUACAAGGUGGAGACCAUCGGAGACUCCUACAUGGUUGUCAGCGGGCUGCCGCAGAAGAAUGGCAACAAGCACGCUGCAGAGGUUGCCACGAUGUCACUGGACCUGUUGUUUAGUCUGGAACACUUCCGGAUUCCUCACCGACCUCAUGAGUCCCUGGAAGUCCGGGUGGGACUCAACACUGGACCUUGUGUCGCCGGCAUCGUAGGUACCACCAUGCCGCGCUACUGUCUCUUCGGCGACACUGUCAACACUGCUUCUCGUAUGGAAUCCACAGGGGAAGCAAUGAAGAUCCACAUGACCAGCGAGACCAAAGAUUACCUGGAAUUGGAGGGCGGCUUCUACAUGGAGUUGAGAGGUCAGAUGGAGAUCAAGGGCAAGGGUAUCAUGAACACAUACUGGCUGACGGGAAAAGAGGGAGGCGUUGGCUCGAGCACCGAGAUCGAGUUCACCGAAGACUGCACCUACAUCCCAGAGUUCCUGCAGAUCAUCGGUACUCCGACUCCACAAGACGAGGAGCUGCUGCCGCCAUAGUAUCAGGAUGUUCGGUGUCUGGACGGCAGCCUCCUCGCCCCCAACACCGACAUAGAGAUGUGCGAGCGCAGAUUCUCAUUGUUCUCUCAGAAAAUUAAUAUUUUCGGUAACCAUUGAAUACGACGGUCUACUGUCCUCUGUCAUCGCUUCAGAAUGAAUCAAGUUGCUGCUGAAUAUGAAAGUUUUACUUUGCCAACAACUUUAAAUGGCAAAUUUCUAGCCAAUAAUGGUAUAAGUCCAUUCAACAAUUAUGAAAGCGUCUAUAGUGUUGGUGAUAGUGAUAAAUGGUGUUUUAAUAACGGUAUUAAAUAACAUUCUUUUAUAAACCAUAGAUUUGUAACAUGCAUUGGUUUUCUGAGAUUCCGAGAUAAUAAAUGAGGGCUUCUAGUGAGGAAAGAAUAAAUAUGAAUACAAUUUUUACAUGAGCAAAUGGAUGAAGUAUGAUAUCAUUAAUUGAUAGAAACACUCUUACGUAUACGUUCACUACAAUUAAAAAAGCUCAUUUCGUUACUAAACGUAUAUGUUAUUAGCGAUAACUUUCCGCUUUGCCAAACUGUCUUCCCUCUAUGCAUUUUCUCUUUUAAGCAGGCUGCAACGUUCCUAUUGUAAUGAAUGAAAGUUGUGUUGCAAGGCCUUUAACACAAAAUGAACACUGAAAUAUGGAUUGUCAUGUCUUCUAGGCGAAAUAAAUAAUUAUCCAUAUGAUAGGAGUCCAAAGUAAACUGAAGUAUACAAAGCACGAAAUCAAAUCACGUGCUCUGGGACAUAUUAUUUUAUAGCAUAUCAGUAAGUACUACGAUUACGGGGAGACGAUACUACCCUCCCCCCCACCCACAACACGAGUGUAGUACACAUGAACUCGUCCAACGAGUAGAAAACUUUCGAAACUAAAAAGCGUCUUAAUUUUGAUUUAAAUGUUCUUUCAGAAUUUUCAAAUCGAAUGCCGUUCGAAAUUAUAUUUAGUAUGGAGACACCCUGAGAGAGUAGGGCUAUAGUUGCCAACCUGUGAGGUACUGUUCUGUACACAUGUUUUAUCCGGUGUUGUAAUCCGUGUACACCCACCUUGUAUCGGGUGGCUUUUAAUGUUAAAUAAAAGUGCAUAUUUCUUAACGUACAGAUCCUCCAGUGUUAGCAAUCCUAGUUUCCGAAAGCCAUUACGGCACUGCUUCAUAAAUUUAUCGUUGUCAAUAAUCAGUAUGUGUUUUUCUGAAGAAAUUAUAUACGAUUGAAAUUAGCCUGUGAGCAGCUACCCCACAAAACAAUGCAAUAUUGCAGAUGGCAUUGAAUCAGACCGUAUAAAGCUAUAAGCAAUACCUCCUUUGGACAAUGUUCAGAAAGUAAUCUAAGCAAGUAUUCCUAAUGACACCUUUUUACUAACUAUACCAACAUGAACGUUACUAGUCCCCAUCAGCUCGUUAUUAACGGCAUUCCGAGAAAUUUAGUGAAGCCGGCUUCUUCAAUAGUAUGGUCUAUUACUGUAGUCUGACGGCUAAAAUUCAGAGCGGCACUUCUUUAAAAUACCAUGAAGUUUGAAUUUGGGGAAUUACUUUAAGAUUUUUAUCUUCAAAGUAUUUAAUGUAAGUGUUGAUUCCUUCAAAUUAAUAAAUAAUAAUUUGCUAAAUUUCAUUGUAAUUGAAACAGAGUCGUGGACAAUUUUUUCAAUUCUAAUGAGAGAAUUCAAAUCAUUUACAUGCUUCAGGAAUAAGAUAGGGCUGAGAAUUGAUCCCUGAGGACUUCGUAUCUCAAAAGUUGACUAUACGAGAAAUCGCUCCAAUGACUAAUAAGUUCAUUAUUGUUCCAGGAGGAUAUUAUGACAACACAAUCGAAAUCCUUGGACAAGGCUAUAAAGACACGUAAUGUCAUAUUGUGCUUAUCUAAGUUGCUCAUAAUCAUUUCCAAUAAGUGGAGGAUUGCGUCAACAAUUGAUUUUCAUUUUUGGACAAUUGAGCUAUGAAAAAAAUUUUGUGCGAACGACCAUUCUGCGCAUGAAAAUUUACUCAAAAACUUUACUUGACACUGGCAUGAUUGGUAUUGGUCUAUAAUUGUUUGGUUGUUGUAAAUCUCCUUUGUUAGAAAUAGGAAUCACUUUUGCAACCUUGGGAGAAUAUGGAAAGAUGCCGGUUUAAAUGAAAGAUUGAUUGAUUGAGUGAAAGGGGCACGAUAUCAUUGUGGAAUCUUUUCAGAAGCCAUGUUGACAAGCCGUUAUUAUCCAAUGAUUUCUUUGCACUCAGAUCGCAAAUAACCUUAAAGACCUCCUGCUUAGUUACUUGACUCAUUACAGGAACAUCAAGUUGGCGGAUUUUACUGCGCAGGAACCGCUAUUAGCAAAAAGUGUAUUAAGGAUUAAACCAUUGGGAUUCAAAGGCUUAGUUGUACUAUUUGCUUGAUAUCUUAAACGAAAUGCUGAUUACCAUAUGUGCGCCUUUAUAUUUUUUUAAAAUCGGCCACCGGUGUUAUAACGUGGAGUGGGACACAAGGCCAUUUGCAAGUAGCAGGAAGGAAAUGUGUUACCUAUAGAAGGUUAUAUGAAGGUUUACUCCACUAAAACAAGGCUUUAAUUAAAAAGAACUAUUUACUUUUAUUAUGGUCCAUAACUUAAAAAUGGCCUCCCUAGUAUUGUACCUGAUACAUGUCACAGUAUUAAAACUAUAUAAUUUUGUUGCAAUUAUUUUAUUUUUGUAUUUUUGUCCGCAGUAGAUACCUUCUUACCUUAGGCACCAUUGGUUGUGUAUAUUGGUAGACGUUAGUUCAUUGUUGGUAAUUUAAUACCACUAUUUUCAUACUAUUUUCAUUAUAUUGUUGUGUCAAAUGUACUUUAAAGUACUAAUGUAGUAUUUCACAUGAAAAAAAUAACUGAUCUUACUUCCGAUUUGUUCCUAGUUUCUGAGUAAAAUUACUUACCUGAGGUCAUAAUUUAGUUGCAAUACGUAUUAAAAAAUCUAAAUCCAAAAUGAAUGCUUUUGAUAUUAAUUUUAUGUUUCCAGAGACGAAAAUAAGACUACUAUAACUUUAUAUUUUCAUCAAAAUGCUGCAAAGUUUAUUUGUUUUAAUAUCGGUUAUCAACUAGAAUUAAUCUUUCGUCCUUGUAAAUACUUAUACAUAGUAGUAAAAUCAUUUAUCUUUUUAUAAUAUUACUAUUUAAAAUAGUGUUUAAGAACCUGAUUACGAUUAAAUGCUGUAUCUGUGAUAUUUGUAUUGAUUUUUACCAUUAUUUUUAUAAUCAAUUAUGUCAUAUAAGUACAGUAUACUAUAAUUUUAUAAGUUAAGAGAUAAGCCAUUUCUUGAUAGCUAUAAUAGUUUACGUGAUUGUUGAUCUCCUAUUCAGCUCUAAUGUAGCUGUUGCUGAGUAGUGAUGUAGAAUUUUUACAAUGUAAAGUUAUCAAGUGUUAGAGAUUUAAUUAUAAUUUUAGAUGGGACUCUGAAAAAUAAAAUUAUGAUCUAGGAUCUUUGUAUUAUUGGAAGUAUUACACCAGUGCUUAUUACAGCUAAUAGAUUAAUCCUUGUUAUUGUUCCUGUUAGAAAUAAAAAUACAAGCAAACGGAAUUAUUUUACAAAAUAACACGUAACUUCAAUCACCUAAUUCGUGGUCUAAUAUACAAUAUACCGUGUCAAACUUCAUAAACAACGCAGAUAUUAUAAUAGAAAACAAUUUCAGUAAAAGUAUGAAUUACAUCGAAAACAACGCGGAGUACGUCAUUACAGUUCAGGCGUUUCUACUUUCUUGUACAAAAACCCAGUAUCGUUAUAUUUACCAGUGUUAAUUCAAGUCCAAUUAUGAGUCUUGCUCCUAAUAUGAGACCCCUUUACUACCUCCAUCAUGUGCUGCUAUCUUUUUGAAACCAAUGUAAACUGUGGUAUGUCAUGUCACUUGUCAUAUGUGAGUUUUUGAUACUCAGCAGUAGUGAAAAGACCUCACAUUUUACUGCAUUAGAACAUUGGUCAACUUCAAAAACUAAUAUUCCCUUCUUUUUGUGCAAACAUUAUGGGAGGUAUCCCAUUUUAAAGUCAAUAGUUAUUACACAUCCAAACACUCUUUAGUUUUUCAAGCAAAUUACAUAUUUUUUAAACUUUUAACCAAUGGUAUAAACAAAUUUGAUAUUUUUUCGAAAAACUUGUAAAAUAUAAAACAAUUUAUAGCAGUUUGGAUCGUAUUAGUCGUGUUUUAAAAAUUAGCCUCUCAUAUGUUUAUCCCUGGAAGUAAAUUCCUAAAAGUAUUUUAAGUUUAACAGCUGUGAUUUGGGUUAGAAAAAGUUAGUCAGUGUAAAGCCGACUUCUAAUAAACGGAACAUUUCAGCGUUUAACGUUUUAUUACUUUUAUACAGUUUUCAGUCCUUACAAUUUUUUCGGUUUUUAUUUCUUUCACGAUCGCAUUUGGCUGUAAAAUGCGUUCUACUAAUAGCAUUUGGUAUCUUAAUCAGCCUCAUUAAGUUUUGAAAUUUAGUUGAGAAUGACAUAAUAUAUUUGUUACAAAAGUCAGCACAAUAUCACAGUAUGUCACAAUAGAAAGUCUAUUACGAGAAAGGGUUUCAUUUAAGGAUCGUGGGUUACUCGUUCCUUAAUUCAACUGCAAGGGGGCAUCCUUCUUUUAAUCCUUUUUUGGAUAAAAACAAUAAAUAAACUCACCAAAGAAGCACAUGCACUUGUUGUUACCUGUUAUUUUAGUGGUAACUGCUACUCAUACUAGAUAUGUUUAAGUCCUUUGAACGUGUGAAUCUUAUCUUUCAUGACUUGUGAUCUAGAGCUGACUAUUUCUAGUAUACCAGUUCAGUGGCGUUACUAAGGGAGAAAAAGAAGGGAUAAAACCCCCUAUCCAAACACAGCCCUUAAAAUUAAAGAAAUAUAUAAUUAUAACAAGAUU
Molecule: messenger RNA, 6433 nt
Organism: Homalodisca vitripennis (glassy-winged sharpshooter)
Lineage: Eukaryota; Metazoa; Arthropoda; Insecta; Hemiptera; Cicadellidae
Product: receptor-type guanylate cyclase daf-11-like
Exons: 9
Coding region: 1-1575 (524 amino acids)
Biological process (GO): intracellular signal transduction; receptor guanylyl cyclase signaling pathway; cGMP biosynthetic process
Molecular function (GO): peptide receptor activity; guanylate cyclase activity
Source: RefSeq, a predicted model, not a curated record